AUGUCAUCCACCUCGAAAGGCAACGGCAGCGACAGCCAUGCCAGCCACAAGAAACGUGUCAUCGUGGUCGGAGCUGGUGCUUCGGGCAUGUCGGCAUGCCAUGCCUUCGCACGCUCGCCUCACGAGUUCGACGUGACCCUUUAUGACAAGCAGUGCUCCCUCGGCGGCUCUGCCACCUCGUACCAGCUCCCCGACCCGGCCAAGUACAAGUCCCAGUACAUCAACGACGGCGUACAAGGCGCCUCCCCUGUCUUUUACAACACGUUCAAAGUAUUCGAGCAUGUGCUUGGCUUCAAAGCGCAAGAGGUGGGCAUGCAGAUCUCGUUCGGCAAGGGCAAGGAGUCGUUCUGGAGCAACGUCUUCCCUUCAGAACUCGUCGAGAAGUACGCCAAGGAUAUCAAAAAGUUUGGCACCACGCUCAAGACCAUCAAGCGCUUCGAGGUGCUGUUUGCCGUCAUCCCUGUGCACAGGAUGCUCAAGAUGUUUGGAUUCUCGGACGAGUUUGGCGAGCGCAUGGUGUACCCGCUUGUCGCGCUCUUUUUCGGUACGGGCAACGACACCAAGCACAUUUCGUCGGCGAUCCUGGAGCGUGUCUUUCUCGAUCCGAGCAUGCGACUCUUUGAGUUCUCCGAAGACAGCCUGCUCGCCAGUGUGCCCACCAUGAUGGCUUUCCCCGAACUUGCGCGCGUCUAUGCAGCUUGGGAGGACGAGGUGACCAAGAACGGCAACGUCCGCGUCGAGACCAGCCGCGAAGUCAUCGAGAUUCAGCGGAACACCAAAGAAGCCCGAAAGCGUGGAGGCAACAUCCUCAUCACUUCUCGUCGCGUCGACAAGGAUGGCAAGCCGCUCACCACGGGAGAUGAAGAGGAGCGCGUCGAGGUGUUUGACGAGCUCAUCCUCGCAUGCGACGCCGACACGUCACUCAAGAUCCUCUCGAAGAGCGCGACGUGGAAGGAGCGCAAGAUCCUCGGCUCGAUAGUGUAUCGCUGGGACAUCACCACCACGCACAACGACUACGACUACAUGUGCAAGCACUACCAGAUGACGUAUGACUCCCAGUACAACGCCAAGAAUCGCGACGAUAAGGAGACCAUGGAGUCGUUCGAAUUCGCCGAGAAGAACUGGAAGCCGCUCUACCUCAUCAAGAUGUACGAGGACGAUCCUUCGCUCAUCGAGAUGUCGUUCGACUUGACGAAUUACCAGCCGCAGUUCUCGGGUUCUGGGCCCACAGGUCCCCAGGAUAAGGGCGCACGCUCGCCCGCAUCUGCCCCGCCACGCGAGCGUCAAGGCCCCCGCGGCAAACAGGGCGAUAGCCAAGAAAAGGAACUCUCGCAACUGCCUUCGUCCAACCCCGAGGAUCUCAAGGAUCCACCGGUGGAAGACCACGUGUUCCAGACCAUCUUCCUCAACAAGGAGCUCUCGCAGAAGUGGACACGCGAUGAGAUCACAAAGGACAAAGUCAUCCUCGAAAAGUGGUGGAAGCAGCAAUCGCAUCGUUGGACGCACUAUGCCUAUGUGGUGCCCUGGCUAUGGCUCAUCAAUGGUGCUAACCACACCAACUACUGCGGAGGGUGGACGCUCGUCAACAUGCAAGAAGUAGCGAUUGUUUCAGGGUACGCUGCGGCGGUGGCGAUCGGGGCCAAGUAUCCGUUUGAAGAGGAUAAGGAGUGUGCGAGGUUGUUCCAUCUGUAUAAUGCGCUCGCGCAUUUGAGCUUCAAGAACGCCAAGAAGGCGCUCAUGGGUUAG
Sporisorium graminicola is the source of this 1746-nucleotide messenger RNA. RefSeq lists its product as uncharacterized. Lineage: Eukaryota; Fungi; Basidiomycota; Ustilaginomycetes; Ustilaginales; Ustilaginaceae. Bases 1 to 1746 code for a protein of 581 amino acids. The record is from RefSeq and is a predicted model, not a curated record. The transcript has a single exon. Gene Ontology annotation, molecular function: oxidoreductase activity.